CGGACUUCUUUUUCCAAUGUGAAAGUUGGAACAUUGGGCAAUUGUCCGUCCAUUCUUAGAUUUAGGUAAACUCGUACAAGAAAUGCAAUCGGUUUUCUGUAAUUGAAUUAUAACCUUAACUUUCAAACAUCAACCAUCCUUAUGUUUUAGUUUCUUGCGUUUCCAGGUCCGCCAAUAUGGCCCAAACACUUGCUUUAAAUAAUGUAUGCACCAAACCGAUUUCUUUCUCUAAUUCUCUUAAAGAGUCAAGGAUAUUAUUGCUAGGAUUAUAUACCAUUUCGUGCAACAAUUUUGCAAGCUUCAUGUUAGCUCGAAUACACGCCAGUUCUACACACUUACAGAAUCCAUAUUUCUAGCUAAUUUAGUGUAUUCAUCCAAAACUUGCUUUUGUAGGAUUUGUUUCUCCCUUGAGGAAUUCAAAUCGCCAGACAUUAUUUUGGAGGUUCAGAACUUGCUCAUUACAACUUAUAUUCAGGUCAACUUGGGUUUAUUAUACGAUGGAGGGCCAUAGGCCUGAAAAGCGAAGGAGAAAUAAUCCUGAUUACUCAAAAUAUGCAUAUGGAAGCAUCGUCCGAGUGAAACUCGUCAAUUUUGUCACAUAUGAGUAUUGCGAAUUUUAUCCUGGUCCAUAUUUAAAUAUGGUUAUCGGUCCUAAUGGUACUGGUAAGAGUACUGUUGUAUCGGCCAUUUGUUUAGGCCUAGGAUGGCCUCCAAAGUUACUUGGAAGGGCUAAAGAAGCUAGGGAAUAUAUCAAAUAUGGAAAAAACAGUGCUACCAUCGAAUUAGAAUUAAAACUAAAAAACAACAAUACCGUUACUAUAACGCGUGUAAUCAAUCAAGAUAAGUCAAGCUCUUUUUCUUUAAAUAAAGAAGCUUGCUCUGCUUCGGCGAUCUCCCAUUUGAUGGAAAAGUUCAAUAUUCAAUUGAAUAAUCUUUGCCAUUUUCUGCCACAGGACAGAGUUGCUGAAUUUGCUCAGUUAGAUCCAUUCACUAGACUAAUCGAAACCGAAAGAGCCAUUGAUUAUGAUGGAUUACUCCUUGAUCACGAAAAACUGAUUGACUUACGAAGAGAGGAAAAAGAUGCUAUGCUAUACAAAGAUCAGGGUCAGAAUACUCUUAAUUCAAUUAAAGAAAGGCAACAGGCUCUUGAAAAGGAAGUAAAGAUAUUUAAAGAUCGUGAAAAGAUCCAAUCUUAUCUUGGUGUGCUGGCCAUAGCGAAAGACCUUGUAAUAUACCGAGAGAAAACGGUAACUUAUAAUCAGUUAAGGGAAAAAAAGAGAGAAAUUAAAGACCAACUAAAACAGUUUAUUGAAGAAUCUCGUCCAGUUUUGAGCCUGACAGACCAAUUUCAAUCGGAUUUGCAAGAUAAGAAAGAGGCUUUCAAUCAAUUAUCAUCCUCACUUCUUGUGUUUAAGCAACAUACGGAAAAGGAAAAGUUAUCUGUUUCCAAAUACAUGGAGAAUGAAAAGCGAAUUUACGAGAAAAUUAAUUCAAACCGUGCCCUAUUGAAAACCAGCCAGGCAGCAGUUCAAGAAGCCCAACGAGCCCUGGAUGGACUUCUGGGAAUGAUGGGACCAAAGCCUUCAGAACAAAACUUUGAGGCUACCCACCAAAGAAUGCAAGAACUCAAUUCAGAAAAAUUGCGCUACGAGAAUGAGAAAUUAGAGUGUUCACACGCCCUUGGUAGCAUACGUACCUCUAAAGCACAAAAACUUCUUGGCAUUGAUAAUUUACGGCGCGAACUAAAUGCUUAUAAUGACCUUACACGGAGAAAGUUAAAGUAUAUAGCAACGACACCUGGCUGGGAAGAUGCUUUUCAUACUUAUCAAAUCUUAAAAGAAAAUGAAUCAACUUUCGAAGAAGCAGCAUAUGGACCUAUUUACAUGCAUUUGGAAUGCAGAGACAAGAAGAUUGCUCCUUUAAUCGAAGGUUUUUUCCGUGCUGAUACGUUUCGAACCUUCGUUAUGUCCAAUUACAAUGAUUAUUUGAAGUUGAUGGAUCUUAUUACUUCGAAAACAAGAUAUACUCCUACAGUACGAGAAUUUUCUAGUGAACGGAACAAGAGACUUAGUGAUUUCCAAUAUAUAUGUUCUCGUGACAAACUCAAGUCAUUUGGAUUUGAUGGUUAUUUGAUAGAUUAUUUAGAAGGACCAGAAGUUGUCUUGGUAGCCUUGUGUCAUAUGCUAAAAAUUCAUCAAAUUCCUGUUGCAGAAAAGGAAUUAUCUACCGCUUCUGUCAAUGCUCUUAACAACUAUCGCUUACCAAAUGGUGAUCCUGUGUUUAAAUCAUAUCUUGCAGGUUCUUCAAUACAUCUUGUUUUCCGUUCCGCUUAUGGUAACAGAGAAUUAACUCAAAGAACGGAUCCUCUUCCUUCUAAUAGUGUUUAUUUUUCUGAAAGUGUCGAACCAUCACUAGUAAAAGAAAAGGAAGAGCAACUAAAUUCUCAGACGUCUGGACUUAAUGAAUUGCAAGCUAAUGAAAGUAAAUUGCAGAAUAAAGUCGGCGAAUGUGACGCAUUGAUUUCUGAAGCAAAUGAAAGUAUCACAAAUUUGCGUAAAGAAAGAGAUGAAAAAUUGGUUCCUUUACGAGAAUGGCAAGCUUUGAACGACAAAGCAAAUCAUCAGCGUCUGGUUUUAGACCAACGAAAAAAGAAUCCGGGUCAAUAUGAAAGAGAAUUGGAGAAUAGUAAGGAAUUACGCAGAGAAAAUUGCAUGGCCCUUAUGGAUUCUAUAACAAAAUUGAAAGAUUGGAAUACAAAAGCAACGAUUGAAUUUGAGAAAACCCUAGGUUCACGAUUGAACGUAAUUGAAGCCGAAUAUCGGUUACAGAAACACGAGCUGGAUGCGGAACAGGUGAACACUAUGAUGCGUGAACUGCAUGAUAAACAACAAGAAACUUCAGCAAGGAUUGCUGAAGCAAGAAAAGAUGCGAUGGAGACGUAUAAUUCCGUCGUGGAGCGCUUGCAAAAUGAAGAUCAAGAGCGACAGACAUCAAUUACUGAAGAAAGCGAAAACUUUUCAACAGUUUCCGAGGUUGAAAAUAAAAUUAGUGUGGAAGAAACAAAGCUUGGAUUUAUGAACGUGAAUAACUUUGUUAUGGAGCAAUAUGACCGCCGAAAGUUAGAAAUAGAGGAAUUAGAGAUGAAAUUGAGUAGACUUGACGAGACCAUUCUUUCAACGCAAGAAAAGAUUGAGGAUAUAAAGAGAGUUUGGCUAGUUAAAUUAGAGGGUGUUAUUGAGUGUAUAACUGAAAGAUUCUCAAAAAGCAUGUCUAGUAUGGGAUACGCAGGCGAAGUACGUUUGGGAAAAGCAGAAGACUUUGAUAAAUGGCGUAUAGAUAUCAUGGUGCAAUUUAGAGAAGCAGAAGGACUGCAGAAACUUACUGGCCAACGACAAUCGGGAGGUGAACGAUCUGUUUCGACUAUAAUGUAUCUACUGGCUCUUCAGGGCGUCGCUACUGCACCAUUUCGUAUCGUAGAUGAAAUCAAUCAGGGUAUGGAUCCUAGAAAUGAACGUGUCGUUCAUUCUCAUAUCGUCAACUCGACAUGCGAAACCCCCUCAUCUCAAUACUUCCUGGUUACUCCUAAGCUUCUUCCAGACUUGACUUACCAUCGUAACUUGAAAGUGCUGUGCAUAUGCAAUGGAAGCUGGCUUCCAAAUACUUUCCGAUUGUCUCUUACUUCAUAUUUAGAAAACUUGAAAAGCAAAGUGCUUUUGCCUGCUCCUUGAAGAUAUCAAUGUGAGACCGGCAAAUUUCUCAAUGAGGCACUGUAUAUUACAUUGGGGUUUUUUGGAAUCUAUUUCAUACCUUUCAUAUUAAAUAAUUACAUUCUAGCUUAUAUUUAUUAUUACGGAGUUACUUUUCAAUAGAUCAUAAUAUUUUACAUGUUAGUAUUUACCGUUGGGAACAG
Messenger RNA from Schizosaccharomyces octosporus yFS286, 3910 nucleotides. Its product is annotated as Smc5-6 complex SMC subunit Smc5. Gene Ontology annotation, biological process: double-strand break repair via homologous recombination. Gene Ontology annotation, molecular function: ATP binding; ATP hydrolysis activity. The transcript is spliced from 3 exons. The coding region runs from base 498 to 3728 and encodes 1076 amino acids. Gene Ontology annotation, cellular component: Smc5-Smc6 complex. NCBI's taxonomy places the organism in Eukaryota, Fungi, Ascomycota, Schizosaccharomycetes, Schizosaccharomycetales, Schizosaccharomycetaceae. The record is from RefSeq and is a predicted model, not a curated record.